Eublepharis macularius is the source of this 8863-nucleotide messenger RNA. It is a transcript of the gene EDA2R, whose product is annotated as ectodysplasin A2 receptor. Gene Ontology annotation, biological process: positive regulation of canonical NF-kappaB signal transduction; tumor necrosis factor-mediated signaling pathway; positive regulation of JNK cascade. The transcript has 7 exons. Gene Ontology annotation, cellular component: plasma membrane. Gene Ontology annotation, molecular function: protein binding; tumor necrosis factor receptor activity. The record is from RefSeq and is a predicted model, not a curated record. NCBI's taxonomy places the organism in Eukaryota, Metazoa, Chordata, Lepidosauria, Squamata, Eublepharidae. Bases 1444 to 2751 code for a protein of 435 amino acids.
UGGGCUUUCAGAGCUUGUCUGGUGCUGUAGUUCGUGCUGGAGCAGGAUCCAGGAGAUGCAGAUCUGAAUCCCCCUUUCCCGGCUCAGAAGAGAAGCCUGUUGAUUCAGAGUGCAGGUGUGGUCCAACUUCUCCCAGGAAGAAGGCACUGGAUCCCUGCAUCAAGGGCCCUGCUGUGUAGGCAGCAGGCAGAGGCAAGCAGGAGCAGCUGACAGAGUAGGCUACUGUGGUGCUGAAUGUGAACAGAGCCUCCUUACCAGGGGAGUAGAGAUUAUUGUUUUUCCUUUUGGAGAAGUAAUACCUCUGACUGACUUCUAAUCCAGGAAAACUUUUUGAUUUAAGAAGGAAAAGUUUGCCAAGCAAGCCUGGAGUUGUUCUUCUCCCAGGCCUGCUCUUUGCACAUAUAAUAAUAAUAAUAACUGUUGAAGGCUUUCACGGCUGGAGAACGAUGGUUGUUGUGGAUUUUCUAGGCUGUAUUGCCAUGGUCUUGGCAUUGUGCCAAGAUCUUGUGCCAAUGCCAAGACCGCGGCAAUACAGCCCGGAAAAUCCACAACAACCAAUAAUAAUAACUGUUAACGUGUUAAGGAAUUCACAGAACACCUCUUGGAACGAUCUCAGUAACACUUGCAACUUCCUUGUAAAGUGGUGUUUUCCUCCCCAAACUGUGCAUGGGGUGAGGAACUCAAAAGCUGAAAAUAGGCUCUUGCUUAAGAUUACCUAGUGAAUGUUGGCAGCGGUGGGAUUUGAAAGAAGGAUUUCCCAGCUCCGACCUCCGGACACUGCAGUAUGCCAGCUCCUUCCAGGAGUUUCUUGUUUUUAUAGUGUUGAUAAUGUUUUUACUUUUAAGCCACCUUGAGCAGGACUCUGGAGAGAUGGCAUAGAAAUUCCCUAAAUAAAGUAAGUUUGACUUGUUGCUAGAAAGGCUGUUGCGUGCUGCAGCAGAGGGCAGGAAAAGUCCUGCUCCCUGUGCCCCUGCCUCCAGAGUUGAGGUGGGGUGUUGUUUGUGGUGGUGCCUCGCCUCUGGAAUGCCCCCCCCUUGAGGUUUGUGUGUGGCGCCUACUUCAUUGUCUUUAGGCACCUGGCCAAAAUGUAUCUUUUUGCCAAGGCUUUUAUCUUUCCAACUUGCUCUGCAUCUGUUCUGAGGUCUCUUUUAAUGACUUUUUAAAUGCUGUUUAUGUCCCAUGGCUUCUCGUUUUUAUAGCAAUAAUUUACAAGGUGCCUCAAGCAGUUGUGAUGAGGGGCCAUAGAAAUCUCUUAACUAAAUAUAUGUGGACUCCAUCCCACCUAUCAGUGGGGUUUUUUGGUUGCAAAAUGCUAAUGAAUGCUUCUGUAUCUUUAUUCCUUUUCCCCAAGGAUUCCAAGGAGCCACAUUCAGAAGGUGGCUGCUGCUGGCCAUUGACUUCUGGGUCCCUAGUCAAGAAGCCGCCAAACAGGAAUGAAUUAACAUGAUUGGAUCCACGCUACUGCUUUUGCUGCUGCUUGUCACAGAGACACCACAACCCCUGGCCAACCCUGUGGAAUGCCGAGAGAGCGAGUACCUGGAUGCCCAUGGGAAGUGCACCCCCUGCAUGGAAUGUGGACCUGGACUGGAGCUUUCCAAGGAAUGUGGCUAUGGGGAAGGUAGCGAUGCACAAUGUGCACCGUGCCAUCCCAGGAGAUUUAAGGACAGCUGGGGCCAUCAUGGCUGCAAGCCCUGCCUCUCUUGCAGCCUCAUCAACCGGAUCCAGAAGUCCCAGUGCACGGCCGCCUCGGAUGCAGUUUGCGGAGCGUGCUUCUCAGGCUUCUACAGUAAAACCCAGAUUGGAGGACUGCAGGACCUCGAAUGCUUCCCCUGCACGAAGCAGACCCCCCCUUCCGAGCCUCAGUGCCGUUCAAGAGUUAGCCCCGUGAAGAUAGAUAAUCCUCCCGGACCUCCCCUUGACACGUCCCUGGUGGUGAUCACCACAAGUGCCCUGGUUGUCCUUGUGCUGGUUUCCCUCCUCUCGCUCCUCUACUGCCAGCGGUUCUGGAAGAGCCAAUGCCAGCGUGUGUUCCUGAGGACUCGGGAUUUCUCUGGCCAGAGGGUGUCGUUUCAGGCUGCUGCCAGGCCAGCCGGGUUCCCUUGCCAAGAGCAACUGCCGAGUCCCUGUUGCUUGGGUAUCCAGAGCGCGAGCCCUUGCCACGGACCACUGGAAGGUCCUGCUGAAGCUGCCCCGUUCUUCUCUGAAGGUGAGGUGCGUGGGUUUCAUCUGGCCAGUCCGCAGCCGGAUCAAGACGUCUCCAAGCUGAUCCCGAUCAGUCCCAAAGCCCUGCAGGCGAGGAGCCCCUGGGACACCCAGCCCCUGCUCCGGAACUCGGGCUGCAGCGACUGCUCCGCUGGGGGCUCUUCCUUCACCGAGCUGAGGCACGACUCUGCCGGGGACCCCGACAACCCAACGCCCCUCUCCUCGUGUGCCACUGAGCUGCAGCACCCCUGGCCUCACGCCCCGGUGGAAUGCACAGAGCUGGACCUGCAGAACUUCUCCUCUCGGGCGAAGCUCCUGGACAAAGAGGCUGCUGAAGAGGAAAGGGGGGCCCUGAGAGGCAGGACUGCGCUGGCACCAGUGAGUUGCGUUGACCCAACGGCCCAGGCCAAGCUCGCUUUCGGGUCUCCCCACCACUCAUGCCUGUCCUUCCAAAAUCCUGCUGCUGAAAGUGGGGAGCAGUUGGUAAGUUGCCCCGGCCCUCUUUCCCUGGGCCAGAACAGCCAGAGAGCACAAGGGAGAAGGGACUGACUGGAGCUUGGCUGCUCCGCCUUUCCCUCCCCGGCGGCUGUGAGGCUUCGGCUGCACACAGGCACAACGUACUUUUAGCAACGAGGCUGUGUUUGCUUUGCUGGCCUGUAGUCUGUCCUUCCCAGUGUAAAGGUGGCAGGCAUUUGGGCUUGACUCUCGAGAAAGGAAGGUCUGGGCUCUGCUCUUAACGUUGUGCAUCUAAACUGUGCAGUCCCUUGCCUCGUGACGGAUUUCCUUUUCCUCCUGCAUUUCCUCCAAGGAGCUCAAGGCAGCAUUGGUGAGGGGUCAGAGCUGGGUGGGGAUGGGCAGGCUGAGUCCCCGCUGGCCAUCCUUCAGGGCCAGGGCUCAGCACCCACUGCAGGCCUGACUCCUGUGGUCCUUGUGGGGGCUGCUGAUAGAAUGAUGCUGGCAAGAUUGUCCUGAUGAACCCUCUGGGUGGCUUUUCGUAGCAGGGGGGCGAUGUCCAGAGCCCUGUGGACGAGAUCGGGGAUAUCGCCCGAGUGGGUGAGUGAUGGAGCCCCCUUUGCUGGAGCGGAGGCAGUUGUCUCGAUCCCGUGAGAUCAAGCAGGACUUUAUUCACGUCAUCACCACCUCCCUCAGCGGGCUGCAUCCCUCAGUCCUUGGUGUCAUCUCCUGCUCUGCACUGGGAUCCAACUUUGCCGGGGAUCAGGGACUGCAGUCACGUGGAGAUGGAUCUGGGGCCCCCAACCCACCACCCACUCUGAACCUGAGGAUCCUGUUGCCCAACUGCCUGGAGGUGGAAAUCUUGGUUGUUCUGUUUGCCCUGAGCUCUGCAGAAGUUCCCCUGCUUUGAGGUCGGACUGUUGCCUGGCAGUGAUUUCACGGGAAAGCAGGCAGCUCAGAGUUCCAGGCGCUGGACGGCAGACAACCCCGGCAGCUGGGAGGGCCAGGCCUUCUUGCCGCUGGAGAUGCCAAGGCGGGCAGGCUGCUUGCCAAAAUGGGGUUCAGCUUGUGUAGUGAGAACCAUCACACCUUGAAGUGAAAUCGUGAAGCAGCUUGACAAGCAAACCCAGGUGAUGAUCUCCUUCUUGCCGUUCUUCUUCUGGAUCAUCUUGAUAAUAUUUGCUGGAGAGGCCGUGGCCAGAGGUCUGCUGUCUGUUACAGACAUUGAAGCACAUCCAUUGACACAGGUGGACUCGGGAUCAGCUUUGUUGGGCGGUCCUCUUGUUUUUAGUCUGGCAGCCAACGGCUUGUGGCUGCCUCGCGUGGCUCACUCUUUGUGGGCUGUUCUUCCUUGAAACCACGAGAGCUGAAUGCAUUUCUUUAUUGAUGCUUUACCUUGCUGUGAUUGAAUUCCAUGGAGUGAGGAGCCACCCCGAGACUCCUGCAUCCCUUAAAGAGAAUUGCAUGGCUGCCACUUGAGACGGCAGUGUCUGAUGUCCCUUCCUAACAGUCUUGUUCAGGCCUGACAUUUCCAUUCUUCAUGCCUUUAUUGAUCUGAAUGUUGUGGAGGUCUGUGGCAGCAAAGAGGGGUUGCAUUUGGCUGGUGGUGCCACUUCACACUUGAGAGGGGGGCCGUAGCUUCCUUUUGUUUCUCUUUUGAGCUGUAAUUUUGGAGAAAAGGAAGAUCCCAAAAUGGUGGCUCGUUUUGUUUCCUGAUGAAAGAAAACUUUGUUUCAGGGGGUUGGGGGAAUUUUCAUUCAGGACAGUUUCAGGUGGGUAGCCGUGAAGACCUGCUGAGGAACAAGAAGGUUCGAGUCCAGGAGCACCUUAAAGACCUUCGAGACUUCCAGGUUAUAAGCUUUUGAGAAUCCAGCUCACUUGGUCCAGUACAAGUCGUGUACCUGACAAAGGGCGUCUGACUCUCAGAAGCUCAUGCCCUAAAAAUCUUGCUGUUCUGUAGGAUGCUACUGGACUCGAAUCCUGAUUCAGGUUUAUGCUUUCCGAGUAGAUACAGCUUUAAAAAAAAAAUUCUCUGUUUUCAUUUUAGUCCCUCUGCAGAUGAUGUUAUCUUGCCUUAAUAUUCCGAUGACUUUUGCUGGCCAGGGCAGGGGGCGGGGGCGGCAUCUCUUAGCUUUCUGAAGCUAGUUUUGGCCCUUGGGCAGUCACAGUGGAGUCUCUUUCCCCCCAAAUAUAGAGAAUAAGAUCCUGCCAGACCCAGGACGACCAGCUGCCAAGGAGAUGAAAACGCCUGUCUUUUAACACUGGUAUGGAAAAGAGGACUUGGAGAGGUGCAUUUUCUGCAGAGGAGGUGAGGAAAGCUGCCCUAGAGGAGAUGCCUUCUUCUCUAGCAUGCAGUGGGAGCAAGAGCCUCAGCCCUGUUAGGCGUCGGUCGUCAUAGGCCGAUGUGGGGCCCGAUGUUCUUUUGGCCAGACUGGAAUAUCCCAAGUAUCACUUCCACUCUAGCAACUUCUUGCUGCGUCUGGCAGAUAACAUUACCAAGAAGGUUACCACCCCACCCCACCCCACCCCAAUGCAGGUGCCCAGAGACAGAGGGUUAGACUUCAUAGCUGGGGUUCCUGCAAUAGCACCCCCGUAUAUAGGGUGCAGCAGACCCGGGAGUUCUUGUCGGCAAGAGGAAUUCUUAGUUGAGUUUGAUCAGACUCAAGAGUGCGGAAAUGCUUUCUUUGUUUAAUAAGUGCUGCUUUCAGGAUACUGCUUGUCUAAUGCUAUUUGCUUCCUGGCUUCUGAGGCGCACGGCCGUCUUUCUCUGGGGCAAUUUCCUUGAGCUCACCACUAGAAGCACCAGGGCGUAGGCUUUGUGUUUCCUUCCCCUGGUGCCGGAUUGUGUGCCUGCGGGCAAGAGGGCUGAGUCUUUGCAUUGGCCAUCUAGAUUCUGUGAGCAGAAGGGUGGCCUUCACUUGGUAUUUCAGCACAGAGGGACGGGGGCGCUGUGAGCUCUAGUGGGAGGAGGGAGCCAGGCAAACGCUGUAUGCAGCAGCCCCCCCCCCCCCCGCAGACCUCGUCAGCAGCGUUUGAGGAGCAUCCUUUACUUUAAGCUUGCUGGUUUAUUGUGUUAGGGUCUAUUAAUUGUUACUACAUUUGAAGGUGUAUUUUUGUUAGCUACCUUUAGGAUUAAUAGAAAAGUGAGAUUUUACAUUUUCUAAAUAAAUAAAUGUUCACGUGUGAAUCUUGAUAUAGAUCUAUUGAGUCUGGCAGAGGAAUUGCAUGAUGUGCCUUCGCCUCUGCUUGGACCCCCCCUUCCCCCCCCCCACAGCUGGGUCUGGGGCAGGCACGUGCCUGCAAAGUUUUCUUCUCCCUUUUGCUCCUGUCCAUCUGCCUAGUAACCUUCUUUUCAGCCCCCACUUGACUCCCAUGGUUUACAGUUUUAUUUACAUUUCAAGAAGCAUGGGGACAAUCAAUCCACCAUCAGCUUUUUAGAGUCACCUUCUUAUUACAGGAGCUGAAUGCUGCUCCACCAGCCAGAAAUGGGCCGCCACCUUGGAUUGUUGGGGCAGUUGUUGUGUCGCAGGCAUUGCUUGUGUCUCCCGCUUGCAUUUGAUUUAUUGGGAAGAACUAGAAAAUGCAGCCAAUGCUCCAAAGACUUCUGAACUGUGACUGCACAGCACCCAGCACUGACGGUUUCACAACUCGUGCAAGCACAGGAUUUCUGUAUGCAGGUGUUGAUCUAUUCAGACUCCACUAACAGAUUAAAAUUAGCUUAUUUUGUUAUGUAAUUCAGCUGAAAAUUAGAUUAUAGGAAUUUCCAUUUGCAAUUAGCUCAUCUCUUUUGGAAGAAAGAGUUUUUCACCUUUUUACUGUUUGAGGUAGAUGUGUAGUUUCUGGAAGUGUCUAGCACUCUGGACUAGAGAUGGGCACGAACCGCAUUACGAACUUCAAAAACCCAUGAAAAUGGCGAUCGCGAUCCAGCGGUUCGUGAUUGUCCACGGCAAACGAACCAGCAUUCGGGAGAAGCCUGGUUCGGUGCGUUCAGCUGCGGUUCGGGAAGCCAGACACUCAGGCGCCAGCAAUCAAUUACCCUGGCAACGGAGCCGGGGGAAUGCCUGAACUCUGUCUGUACUCCUCCUGUUGCCCUGGAAACCUGAAUGGAAGCCCAGCUUACCUUGACCAGCAGGUCUUCCUUCCAACCACGGAGCUGCAAAGCAGUUACAAGUUGGGAGAAGACACCCAGGGGAGGGAAGGGGAAGGGGGUGUCCUGUAGCCAUGGGCACUUCAAUCUCAUCCUUGCAAACCCUGAUAGGCGGCUCUGACGGCCAAACACAGACCUGCGUUGCUCAAUGGGACCUGUGCUUAUAAAUAGCCGUGGGCUCCCAGGCUGUUUCACUUUCAGUGAGCAGUAGAGUGGGACAGAGCUCUUGCUUGCCACUUGCUAGCCUUUGGGGAGAGAGACAGAGAGUAUAAUUCAGCUUGGAUUUUUGUGGGAGUUUCCUGGGGGCCUUGGACUGGAGAGGGUAUAACUUCAAGAUCCCUUUUGCAAUCUUGUCCAAACUUGGGUGAUGGCUUUAGGAGAGCUUGCAAAACACUCCCCGGGAAUAUGGGCUCUCUAAGUGCCACGAGGGCUGUUCCACACCCAAUGAACCAUGAACCGUGAAUUGGUUCGGCAACAGAAAAUGUUCAUUGCGGUUCGCGAUCUCAGGAUCAUCGUUGGCACCGAACUACAAACCGCCAGUUCAUUAAAAAAAAUUUUGGUUCGUGCCCAUGUCUACUCUGGACCUUUACCCUUUGUCAAUUGAUUGGAGCCAGCCAGCCAGCCACCAUACUAUUCCAGACCGUCUCCAGAAAUCAUGAGUAGCAGCAAUUAGCAUGACGCUGGGCAAAAUCAGUCCCGCCGGAAGAAUAGUCUUCUUUCAGGAAAUGCCCCCUUUUGCUUUGCUUGUAAGAUGACUGCUGAUGGAGUAGCAAAACCAAUCCUUUUGUAGUCAUCUAAUGCAACACUGUCUGCGGAGCUGCACUUUCUUCAUAAGCAAUUCUUCUUGCAAACUGAGCCCGUGCCUGCUUUAUGCAGAAGCUCCAUUAAAUUCAGUGGGGCUUCCUCAGAGGCACGUUAAAGGACAACAGCCACUCAACAGUCUGCAAACAAAGUCUCUGUCUGAGACCUUGUGGGCUUUCCUUGACCUUUAGUUACACUGAAUCUCAGAAAGCUCCUGUAAUACAGCUUCAUGUUGUGAGCUGCCAUAAGGUGUCUGUAGACAACCCCAAGGUAUAGAAAGGGGUCUUGUAUGAAUUAAAUGUUACAUUUCACUUUUACUGGAAAGAAUUCCCUUUCCUGCGCGUGGGAUAUUGGGGUGAUCUUCUAGAUACACUUACAAUUUUUACUUUAAUGUGCUCUGGAAAAAACGGGGUGUGUGUGUGAAUCCUGCCUUAUAGUAACCCUGUUGCCAGACAGCAGUGAGACUGAACUAGGCAGCGUCCCCACUGUAAAAGCGUGCAGUGUGUGCAGUCCCCAGGGAGUGGGUGAUGCGUCCGACGCCUUCUCUCUUGGGCCCUCAGAAGACAGCAGAAUCUGGGUUGGGCUGGUGCACGACUGUCAGUCCUGGCAAGAGGCAGGUUGCCCCCCUCAGCGAGGAGUACGUGAAAGAUGGUGGGGACGAAGAGCUACUCCUCUACCCGAACUUUCACCAGGACAUCCCAAGCAGAGCUACUGACUUCAGGGAACGCAGAAGGGUCUAACUCUGCUUAGGGCGGCGUUGUUAGAAACUGAGGAGCAGCUUGAUUGAUUUUUUCACAACACAAUAUGAAAAAAUGGCUUAUAGACAGCAGGAGUGUUCUCUAGAGGCCUGACCUGCAAAAGUGUCAAAAGUGUUUGGAUCAACUUUUCGCUGUUUCAUGUGUGUAAUUAAUGAGCAUUAAUCUAUCCAACAAUGAGCAUGAGCAUCUCAUUUCAGUAGGGAUGUAAGGGCUUUGUAUGAUAUUGGCUUCUUAAGGUUUCUUGUAAAGGUUGCCAGUAAGGAGACUUCCAAUUGUUAAGUAUGUAUUGAAUUCCGUAAUAGAAAAUAUUCAUGAUAUUUACAGGGGGCCUAAUUCUUUCACAUAGUUUGAAGUUUUGCAGCCAGGAAUUUCUUUGGGAACCUCAUACAGAGUUGGCAUUUUGUACUUUUAAGUUAUUUUUCAAAAAUAAUGGUGUACAUUUAUAUAUUUUGUAUCUGCUACAUUGUUGCCAAUGUAAUUUAUUAUAGCCGUUUUAAUGGUU